AUGACUAGUGUUACGAUUUUGCCCUACGUCGAAAAAUUGGCUAUGCACAGGUGAGGUUUUGAACUCUUCAAACAAAGUUUUUUUUUCAAUUUCUAGAGAGCCAAUUUUGAAACGCUUAAAACGAUCGUUUUCAGUACAUUUGACUCAAACUCGAGCCGCAUCAACAUUUUCGACGUUUUCCCCAAUGAGACGCCCGAAUCGACGGACACAGAGCCGGAAGUAGCUGGUUUAGACGACGAACAACAGGGGCCUAAUCCGAAAAAACGUGCAGAACUCUACCAAUGGCUCAACACCUCCUACUACGGUAGCAUCAUCCGCAAAGUGAGCGGACAGGUAGCUCAAAUACUUUUAGCCCGAUAGUCCGUAACCCAUUCAGCCGGCCUACAUCCCCGACUACGCGACAGUCCGUCUCGAGGAGAACUCGACGUUGCCCGUGUUUGAAAGUGAGUUCAAUUAUUCUUGGCCUUUUUUUUUAUCGCGAAAUUGAAAAAAGUUUGCACUUUCUCUUUUCAGACGACGAAGAGUAUUGUGCGGCUGCGGAGGAGACGAAUUCGCUUCUCGAGCAGCACAAAAUUCAAGUGGAGCCAAUUGCGGCGGCGAGCAGCACAGAGCACACGAGCACAGAGAGUUACGAGUUGUGCAAGAGCUGUGUGAGUUUCAGGGGGCAGUUUCAGUUGCAGACUUGGAUUGUCUGCUCCCGAGAUGUGCGGAUCAGACGCCGCGAUUUUCGUAAAAACCAGACAUUUCCGGUCUCUACUCCACCUAUCUCGGGACGAGAUAAUCCGAUUUAUCUGAAACUUGGACCUGCAAAGUUUGGGUCCGAUCGGAAAGUUGCAAGUGGGUCAUCCUUCAAUAUUCUCAAAAGUGUUCGGACAAAAAAGUACUAGUCUUGAGCUUUCCACACACAAAAUUGUUCAGUCCUACACUUCCACUCUGAACUCUAAGAUCCCAAAAUUGUAGACCGCCCGCUACACCCGCCACCGUACGACCCGCCACGCGCGCAUCAUCUGGCUCAUUGUGACGACGGUCGCGCUCUCCGUAUCCUUCUUUCCCUACGGCCUCUUCUCCGUCGUCCUCCUCCUCUUCAUCCCGCCACAAAUACGUCGUCCGAUUUGCAAAAAGUGCCGCACUUCGUUCUGGGGCUUCUAG
Caenorhabditis sp. 36 PRJEB53466 is the source of this 1149-nucleotide messenger RNA. NCBI's taxonomy places the organism in Eukaryota, Metazoa, Nematoda, Chromadorea, Rhabditida, Rhabditidae. The record is from the annotation of a GenBank genome assembly.